AUCACUAGAUACUUCUGUGUAAUUCCACGGACUUUCUGUGUGCUCAGUAACCAGUGUAACCAGCUCCGACCUCCCACCGGCUGUAGUUUAGCGUAUCCCCGCUACACGUCUAGUACUGUCCCGUCCAACAUGAGUCCUCCGGGGUACGCUGUUGCUCCCAGGCUGUGCUGUGCGCUGCUUGUGGCCGUGUGGUUCGUGUCUCCGGAGGCUGAGACCCGAGACACGGCAGAAGUGGAGCAGCGCUUCACCGAAGCCGUGCUGCGGCAAUUCGGAGUGGAUGGGAAGCUGAGUUUAAAUAAUGUCACCGAGAUAAUGGACGCCUGUGACACCCGCAACGAGAUCCGGCAACAUCUGGCUCUGAACGAGUGCUUAUCCGGUGAGGAGAUCUUUUCUAUGUAUGGUCUUCAAAAUGAAAGUCACAUUACAAAUGAUAGCUUUCGGAGUAUUUGUCCUGCCAUGUUAUACCAAAUAUUUACUCACCCGUGUAUACCUGGCGAAUCUGAUCCCAGCAAUAAAAGACCAAGUCCUGCCGAAGUGUGGGGGUACAGCUUCCUAACUGUAAGCAUCAUCAAUUUGACCUCACUGCUUGGACUAUUCAUAACACCAUUGAUAAACAAGCCAUAUUUUCAAAAGAUAUUAACAUAUUUUGUUGGUUUGGCCAUUGGAACAUUGUUUUCAAAUGCGAUUUUUCAACUUAUUCCUGAGGCAUUUGGAUUUGAUCCAAAGGUGGACAACUAUGUUCCCAAAGCAGUGGCCAUUUUUGGAGGUUUCUAUGUUUUGCUGUUUGUUGAGAGAGUGCUGAAAAUGAUUCUGAAGAUCUAUGGAGAGGGUGUUCACAAUCACUUAGAAAUUGGUCCCCCUCAUCAUGAAGCCCACAAAGAACCUGAAACAAGUAAAAUUGCGAACGGAACAACAGUAUUGGUAAAUUCAGCAGUAACAGAGGUUAAUGGAGCUCAACACAAUGAUCAAAUUAGUGUGGUUUCAAUUAAGGAGUCAGAUGAGUCAUCUCGCUGCUGCAAGUCAUGCAGGUGGACACCCCUGAAAAAGAUCGGAACUUUGGCUUGGAUGAUUACAUUGAGUGACGGCCUGCACAACUUCAUUGAUGGGCUUGCUAUCGGGGCUUCAUUUACCCUAUCCCCUUUGCAAGGACUAAGUACAUCAGUUGCAAUCCUCUGUGAAGAAUUUCCCCAUGAGUUUGGUGACUUUGCAAUCUUGCUUAAUGCUGGAAUGAGUAUUCCCCAAGCUUUGUUCUUCAAUUUCACAUCUGCAUGCUCAUGUUACAUUGGCUUAAUUUUUGGGAUUCUAGUAGGCAACAACUUUGAGCCGGAUAUUAUAUUUGCUUUGGCCGGAGGCAUGUUCCUAUAUAUUGCAUUGGCAGAUAUGUUUCCAGAGAUGAACGACAUGCUGAAACACAAAAUUAAAGGAAGGAAGUCAGACUUAAUCUAUUUCAGUAUUCAGAACGCUGGCCUGCUCUCUGGAUUUGUUAUCAUACUGAUGAUAACACUCUAUGCUGGAGAAAUCAAGAUAAAUUAAGAAGAGCUUCCAGGAAGAAUUAUCUACAAUUAUGAAACACAUAGACUCCUUAAAGUUAUAUAGACUUUUCACUUUCUGUUUCUUAAAUACUCAAGAAUCAAAUGAUUUAUUUUUUUAUAAACACUUGAAUUUAAAGACUUUGAGAAUCGGAUUCAAGGAGUGAACAAAGAACUGUUGCGAUUAGAGAAUUUUUUGGAACUAUUUAUAUGUUUUUUAUUGGGGGCACCAGGCAUUACCUGUACAGUGUUAUAGUGAGCCAACGGUGUUACAAUAUGUGAUACAUAUACGAGCAGUUGUUGCCCACUGCAUUCCUUGUGAUUUUGGAACCGUCAAAGAAUGAGCUCACAUCCAGAUCACACUGAAAUUGAUAAAGACUUCUGCAUCUAGAGUGUGUCAAUGAAUGUUUAAUUUUGUUUCAUGUCUUUUUUACUAUUUGUAUUUCUUGAUUGCACUUGAAAGUUAAUUGAAAUAAUGGAAUAUAUGGAAUCAGGAAGCACUCUUUCUCUGUGUACAACUAUGGAAGCAUAAAACAUUAAACAAGAUACAUGCUAGUGUUUCAUGGCUUCUCAGAUGGAACCCA
Spea bombifrons (plains spadefoot toad) is the source of this 2113-nucleotide messenger RNA. RefSeq names its product solute carrier family 39 member 8 (gene SLC39A8). Gene Ontology annotation, biological process: zinc ion import across plasma membrane; intracellular zinc ion homeostasis. The transcript has 8 exons. Gene Ontology annotation, cellular component: membrane. NCBI's taxonomy places the organism in Eukaryota, Metazoa, Chordata, Amphibia, Anura, Pelobatidae. Bases 130 to 1533 code for a protein of 467 amino acids. Gene Ontology annotation, molecular function: zinc ion transmembrane transporter activity. The record is from RefSeq and is a predicted model, not a curated record.